Vairimorpha ceranae is the source of this 1785-nucleotide messenger RNA. RefSeq names its product snf2 rad54-like helicase. Gene Ontology annotation, cellular component: nuclear replication fork. Gene Ontology annotation, molecular function: ATP-dependent chromatin remodeler activity; ATP binding. Lineage: Eukaryota; Fungi; Microsporidia; Nosematidae. The record is from RefSeq and is a predicted model, not a curated record. The coding region runs from base 1 to 1785 and encodes 594 amino acids. Gene Ontology annotation, biological process: replication fork processing; DNA repair. The transcript has a single exon.
AUGAAUGAAAAUAAUAAAGCAAAUUGGCAAAAAAUAAUACAGAAAAAAAUGUCAAGUUUUGAUAGUAAAAAUGUGGAAAGAGCAAAUUCUGAAAAUAUAUCACUAGAUAAUAAAAAUGUAGAUCAACAUCCUAUAAAUAAUUUAUUUACACGAUUAGAAAAAAGUGAAGAGGUUGUUGUUAAUAAAGAAGUACACAAAACAGAAAAUUUAACAGGAAGUAAAUUAAAAAUUUUUAUUAACGAACAGGGGACUAUUACAUUAAAGCCUUCUAGUAAGCUUCUUGCUAGUAUUCUUUUUGAAUUAGAAGAUACAGUUUAUGAUAUUAAAAAUAACGAAUGGAAGAUUACACACAUCGACUAUAACAAAAUCAAAAAGAAACUAAAAAGUGCUAAAUUCAUAUUUAAAGACAUUCCUAAAGGAUCUCUUAAUAUAUUAAAUCGACCAAUAAUUAAUAAAUCUUAUGAUCUUGAAGGAGAGAUUUAUGAUAAAAUGUUUGUAUUUCAAAAGGAAGCUGUGAUAUAUGCUUUAAAUCGUGCAGGAAGAAUAAUUUUAGGUGAUGAUAUGGGUCUUGGAAAAACGAUCCAAGCACUUGGUAUAGCUUACUAUUACAGAAUAGAAUGGCCACUUCUUAUUAUAGCACCUGCCUCUUUAUUAGACAACUGGGCCGCUUCUAUUAAGCAAUUUCUAAAUUUAGAUUCUAAAGUAGUUAGGGCGCGCACGGAUUUCGGAGAUAAAAUUUCUAUUAUAAGUUAUGACAUGUGUAGUAAGUUUAUAGACAUAGUAAAUACUUAUAAUUACGGUGUAAUUAUUGUAGAUGAAUGUCACUAUAUAAAAUCUGCUACUAGCAAACGUACUAAAAAUAUUUUGCCAAUUUUACAGAAUGCAGGAAGACUUAUUCUGAUGUCUGGAACACCUGCUGUAAGUCGACCAUUAGAAUUGUACACAAUAUUUUGUGCGGUCGAUAAAAAUCUUUUUCCGAAUUUUUCUGAAUAUGGAAUUAGAUACUGUAACGGAAGGAAAAUUAAGCAGUGGUAUGAUUAUAAAGGAUGCACUCAUGCGGAAGAAUUGAAUUUUAUAUUAAACAAGUAUUUUAUGAUUAGACGUCUUAAAGAUCAAGUACUUAAUCAGUUACCGCCGAAAUCUAGACGUCAAAUUAUUAUUAAUUGUGGACUUAAUAUUGAUCGUAAAAAUAUUUCACUUGUUGGUGAUAAUGUUGAGCAGACUGCAAUGGGAAUGUACAGAGAAGCGGCAACACAGAAGCUAGAACCAGUAAAAAUGUAUAUAGAUACUAUAUUAGAGAAGAAUAUUAAAUUUAUUAUAUUUGCGCAUCACUUAAGUAUGAUGGAAGGAUUAUCUUUUUAUCUCGCAGAUAAAAAAGUAAAUUUUAUCAAAAUGGACGGGUCAGUAAUUACAAGUCAUCGUCAACGAUUAGUGAAUGAAUUUCAGAAUAAUGGUAAUGUAAGAGUUGCUUUACUGAGUGUUACUGCAUGUAAUACAGGGUUGACACUAACAGCAGCCAAACUUGUUGUGUUUGCUGAGUUAUAUUGGAAUCCCGGUACACUUCUUCAAGCAGAAGAUCGAAUUCACCGCAUUGGACAGAGUAGUAGCGUAGAUAUUCAUUAUUUAGUUUGCAAAGGAACUGUAGAUGAAUAUGUAUGGCCAAUAUUACUAAAGAAAUUGAACGUUUUACAGAGCCUUGGGAUGGGAAAAAAUAAUUUAAAGAAUGCUGAAUGUAAAAAUAUUGAAAUUGAACAGACAACAUUGGAUAAAUUUACAAAUAAAUAA